Molecule: messenger RNA, 2901 nt
Organism: Nerophis lumbriciformis (worm pipefish)
Lineage: Eukaryota; Metazoa; Chordata; Actinopteri; Syngnathiformes; Syngnathidae
Product: phosphatase and actin regulator 1-like
Biological process (GO): cell motility; stress fiber assembly
Molecular function (GO): actin binding
Source: RefSeq, a predicted model, not a curated record
UGCUCCUCGCGCCGCAUCGUUCGCGAAGGACCCAUCACGAUUAGCCACAAUAGACUGCAGCUCUGCGUGGGGAGAGCUCGCCGCGGCUAACUCGCUCUUUUAAGCAUGGAUUCCGUUUUUUGGUGACUUUUUAUCAUUCCGAAAACGAGCCGGUUUUCCACGUUUAAGAUCUCAGGUGAGUGCCGCCCCCUAAAAAAAAUAAAAAUAAAAUAAAAGGUCAGCGUGGAUGCUAAAUCACAAGCGAGUCGACGGAUUGUCGGUCCUUUUAAUCCGAGCAUGUUGAAGACGGCACACUACCCCAGCGUGGACCCCUCGCCCACCAUCAUGCACGGCACCUGGCUCGCCUCUUCCACGAUGGGCUGCGUGCACGCCCCCUCCGCCGUGGCCGUGGAGAAGCCCAAAAAGAACGCGUUCAGCCUGGCUAAAAUCAUGUCUUUGGGCGGCAAGAAGGGCCACGGAGGCAACGCGCACUAUAACAACAACAACAACACGCCCUUCGCCAUCCACUGUCACAUCGGCAAGGAGAUCAAGCACAUUUGCAGCAACUGCAGCCGAGGGAACGGCACGCAGGACGCUGAAGAGGUCGAAAGGCUGGCCGGGAUGCGAGCCGAGUCCUUGGUUUCUCCCCCCAUCCGCUGUCGAAGCAGGCUCGCCACUCUGGGACGCCUCCUCAAGCCCUGGAAAUGGAGGAAGAGUAAGAGCGACAAAUUCAAGCAGACUUCAGCUGCCUUGGAGAGGAAGAUGUCCAUGCGACAGAGUCGAGAUGAACUAAUCAAGAGAGGAGUACUAAAAGAGAUCUUUGAAAAAGCAACUGUUGAGGUACGAUCUUCGGUUGACGGCGGCAUCUGUACUCAGGAGCCCUCACAUAAGUCGUCCAUGACCCGGGGCCCUAAGAAGUCUGUCACCUACUCAAGUGACCUUCAGGAUAACCAAGCUGUCAAGCCGCCGAUGUACCACAAGCAGCCUCCAGCGCUCCCGCCCAAGCCUUUCUCCCGUAUGCCGAACCAUAGCACAAAUUCUUGCCAGCCAAUGAAGUUUCCCUGCAUGCCCGGGACAAAGCACUCUCCUCCCCUCCCUCCCAAGAAAGUCAUGAUUUGCAUGCCCUCGGGGGGUCAGGACCGCUCCUCUUCCUCGUCUCCAUCGCCCAACCCCCUCAGCGCUCUCUCCCAGAAGUGCGGCCUCGGCCAGGUCUUGCCGAGCCACCACGGCACCCUGCUGCCCUCACAUCUCGCCGCCUUGUCCGCUCUCCACCAGAACCACGGCCACCCCCUUCAGCUGCAGUACGGCAGCUUGCACGCUCCCAGCCGCAUCAUCGAGGAGCUCAAUAAAGCCCUGGCGCUGUCCAUGCAGAGGUUUGAGAGUUCUGUGUUGCACGGUGGCAGCCAGUGUGCUCCUCUGGACAGAAGAGAGGUGCCGUCCGUGAUCAUCGACUACGAGGACGAUAAGGAGAACAUGCCCAAUGAGUCGGACUAUGAGGAUCUGCCCAGCAUGUACAAGGACGAGGACGACGUGGAAGACGAGGAUGACGACGAGGACGACGACUCCAUAUUUACAAGCACACUGGCUCAGAAGGUGCUGCGUAAAGACUCUCUGGCCAUCAAGCUGAGCAACCGUCCCUCCAAGAGGGAGCUGGAGGAGAAGAACAUCCUGCCGGUGCAGACGGACGAGGAGAGGCUGGAGUCCAGGCAGCAGAUUGGCACCAAGCUCACCAGGCGAUUGAGUCAAAGGCCAACAGCGGAGGAGCUGGAACAGAGGAACAUCCUCAAACCUCGCAACGAGCAGGAGGAAAUCGAGGAGAAGAGGGAGAUAAAGCGUCGGCUAACUCGAAAAGUGAGUUCCGACACAGCGAGCGGUUUGAGGCGAGAGGUCACAUGUGUCCUCAGAAGACAUCCAUGUCGUUGUUGCCCUUGGCUACAGCAUGUUGGCUGCCAAACCCCUGAACCCCAUGUAGAGCUGAGCCAGAGGCCCACUGUGGAGCAGCUGAGACAGGCCAAAAUCCUCAUCCGGUUUAGUGACUAUGUGGAGGUCUCAGAUGCCCAGGACUACGACCGGCGGGCGGAUAAGCCAUGGACCCGGCUCACAGCAGCUGACAAGGCCACUAUACGAAAAGAGCUCAACGAUUUCAAGAGCAAUGAGAUGGAGGUGCACGAGUCCAGUCGUCAUUUAACCAGGUUCCACAGACCAUAGUCAACCAAGCAGGGGUACAACCUUAAGUGCUGGACAGUCAAACGGUGCCCACUUUCUUCAGUAAGGCCAUGUUUUCAGAAAUGCCCCCACCCCAAAUAAAAACACCCACCCACUGUAGUAGCACAUAACGAUGACUCCAGUUGAUCUGCCGCACCUCAUCCUCGCCCCCUUUUGUGGAACUAGCUUGACUUCCAAAGUUCUCCAGGCUGAGCUCUCAGGCAGGUGCUCAUUUUUUUAAUUUGAUUUUAUUUUUUAAGUCUUCAGAGAGUGACAGAACAUUUCCUCAGUGUCAAAGUCCUUCUCAACGGCGACGUCACUCCCGAGGGAACGCCGUGUCGUGAUCUCAUCCGCCACGGGAUCCAUUUAAAUGUGCAAUAGUUUACUCCACUUCUUUCUCUUUUUUUUUACCUCCCCGAUGCUAGAGCGCCCUCUGGAGUUGGACCCGUGUACCUGACUUCUGUUCUUCCCUUUGUGCAAUUCUCACUGUUGUCAUCCAAUCGCUUACUGUGAAUCAAGAGGGCGUUUUUUCCCCCCCUGCUCUCAAAAUGUACAUAUUGUUUAUACGGAACAACUCGGAAGAAUCACUUUCAGCCAAAUGUCCUUCACUUGUGUCAGAAUGAUGUACAUGUAAUGUAAAAACUGCAGCUGACAUGUUUUGUAUGUUUUUUUGUUUUUUUGAUAGGCUGUUUGAAUGGAGAUGUGAAUUAAUACUAA